Pygoscelis adeliae (Adelie penguin) is the source of this 700-nucleotide messenger RNA. It is a transcript of the gene BRI3BP, whose product is annotated as BRI3 binding protein. The transcript is spliced from 3 exons. NCBI's taxonomy places the organism in Eukaryota, Metazoa, Chordata, Aves, Sphenisciformes, Spheniscidae. The record is from RefSeq and is a predicted model, not a curated record. Gene Ontology annotation, cellular component: mitochondrion. The annotation marks the transcript as partial.
GCAGCACGGAGCCGCGGCGCCGAGAAGCAAAACAGCCUCCGGCGCGCCGCCAGCGGUCUCUACCAGGGCGUCAGCGGCCUCUUCGGCGAGGACAACGUGCGGGCCCUGCAGAAGUUUUUCUCAAGGUUGACAGAGAGGUUUGUGAAUGGGGUGGAUAUAUUAAUGGACACAUUCUGGAGAAUAUGGACUGAUUUGUUAGAUGUUCUUGGAAUUGAUGCCUCCAACUUGACUCAUUAUUUCAGCCCAGCGGCAAUUGCCAACAACCCGACCCGAGCUCUUCUGCUGAUUGGUGCCAUUUUACUUGCCUAUUGGUUUUUAUCUCUUUUCCUUGGAUUCUUCUUCUAUCUCCUGCACAUGCUGUUUGGUCGCUUUUUCUGGAUUGCGAGGGUUGCCCUUUUCACUCUCUCGUGUGUGUACAUCCUCCAGAAGUAUGAAGGUGACCCAGAACACGCAGUCCUGCCCCUCUGCUUUGUCGUAGCGGUCUACUUCAUGACGGGGCCGGUUGGAUUUUACUGGAGAAGAAACAGCAACAGCAGCCUUGAGGAGAAGAUGGACCACCUGGAUAGUCAGAUCAGACUUCUGAACAUACGUCUUUCCAGGGUGAUUGAAAACCUGGACAGAGGCAGCGACCAAUGAACCAGCCCCUACAGACCACUGUACACCAGCUCUAGAAAAUUCCUAAGCACUGUCUCAUUCGAAG